GGGUCAAGCUGCCGGAAGUGACGGACUCCCAGAACGCACAACGUCGGCUCAGCUGAUCAGUCCUCCAUUUUUCCGUACAAUUUGAAUUGCGCGGCUUGGAUUCUAUUUCCUGGAAGCAUGAUGGCCGCCUUCUCCAUGGAGCCUAUGGGUGCUGAACCAAUGGCACUUGGCUCACCAACAUCUCCAAAACCUAGUGCAGGUGCCCAGUUCCUGCCUGGCUUUCUACUGGGGGACAUACCAACACCUGUAACACCACAACAACGUCCAUCUAUAGGAGUUAUGGAAAUGCGAUCACCUUUACUUUCAGGUGUUUUUCUGCAUUCAGGUGGCUCACCCCCACAACCUGUAGUUCCUACUCAUAAAGACAAGAGUGGAGCACCGCCUGUUAGAAGCAUAUAUGAUGACAUUGCAAGUCCGGGUCUUGGUUCUACACCUCUAAAUCCAAGGAAGACGGCCAGCUUUUCUGUGUUGCAUACUCCACUUUCUGGAGUUAUACCGUCAAGUCCAGAAUGUAAAAAUAUCUCUGGCAGCAGAAAAAGGCCAGCUUCAAGUGUCUUCAGUCCUGCAACCAUUGGGCAUAGCAGAAAAACUACCCUAUCCCCUGCUCAAAUGGAUCCCUUCUAUACACAAGGCGAUGCCCUGACUUCCGAUGACCAAUUGGAUGAUACUUGGGUGACUGUAUUUGGGUUUCCACAAGCUUCUGCUUCCUAUAUUUUACUACAGUUUGCACAGUAUGGAAACAUCAUAAAACAUGUGAUGUCAAACAAUGGCAACUGGAUGCAUAUACAAUAUCAGUCAAAAUUACAGGCCAGAAAAGCGCUGAGUAAAGAUGGAAGGAUCUUUGGGGAAAGCAUAAUGAUUGGAGUAAAACCUUGCAUUGACAAGAGUGUAAUGGAAGCCACUGAGAAAGUGUCAACACCUACUGUGUCUUCAGUCUUCACACCACCAGUAAAGAACAUAGGGACUCCUACACAGUCUGUUGGUACUCCAAGAGCCGCAUCCAUGAGACCCCUUGCUGCUACUUACAAAACACCAGCUAGUGCCGACUAUCAGGUUGUGGCUGAUAAACAAGCCCCUCGAAAGGAUGAGAGUAUUGUAUCAAAAGCAAUGGAGUAUAUGUUUGGCUGGUAGCAUUUUCCCCUCUGCUCAGCCUGCCACCAAGCUUCUGGGUUAGUUCUAUAACCAGAAAUGACAGGCCACUGGUGCAGGCGAAUAUGGAACUCUCUUGCCUUAAUGAAAUGCAUUUAUGAAGAUAAAUGCGUCAAAAAAUGAUGUACACUGCUCUUCCUGUAUAAAUAUGUAGAUAUAUAAAAUCUUUGUAUCAUACUUUACUUAUAAUUAUGUCUUUCUUUGGAACAUGUCAAAACUCUCACUAAGGCUUACAACCAUGAACGCAUCCAUUUCUUUAUAUCCAAAUCCUUUUUUAUCUGCUUCUUGCUUCCAGGCUGGUUGCCAGUGUACUAUUACAUACAUAGGGUCUUCAGUAAUGGAAACAAAUGUGCCCAGCCUGUGUAGUUGUCUUAUUGUUUUAAGGCCAUUUAUAUGAUUGAUUUUACGUUUGGAAAAUGUAACAUUGCAUUUCACACAAAUUUCUUCUAUCAUCGUCUUUUAAUGUUUUAGCCUGUUUUCAAAUAAAUUGUUAAAUUGUAUUGUUUCUUA
Molecule: messenger RNA, 1659 nt
Organism: Xenopus tropicalis (tropical clawed frog)
Lineage: Eukaryota; Metazoa; Chordata; Amphibia; Anura; Pipidae
Gene: nup35
Product: nucleoporin 35kDa
Exons: 10
Coding region: 118-1131 (337 amino acids)
Biological process (GO): mRNA transport; nucleocytoplasmic transport
Cellular component (GO): nuclear pore; nuclear membrane; nucleus
Molecular function (GO): structural constituent of nuclear pore; nucleic acid binding
Source: RefSeq, a predicted model, not a curated record